Molecule: messenger RNA, 2868 nt
Organism: Pseudozyma flocculosa PF-1
Lineage: Eukaryota; Fungi; Basidiomycota; Ustilaginomycetes; Ustilaginales; Ustilaginaceae
Exons: 2
Coding region: 1-2868 (955 amino acids)
Biological process (GO): nucleoside diphosphate catabolic process
Cellular component (GO): membrane
Molecular function (GO): nucleoside diphosphate phosphatase activity
Source: RefSeq, a predicted model, not a curated record
AUGCCAGCCGAUCUCGUCGAGCCCGGGCCUUCACGCCAGCCCGCCACCUCGCCCGUUGUUCGCCGGCGGCGAGCCCGGACGGCCGCGCAGAAGCUAUCUUCGAGCCCCAUGCGAUCUCGCUCCGCCUACACCGAGCCCCGCGAUUCCGGCAGCCGGACCGGCGGAGCCAAGGCCCACUAUUCGCCCGAUGCCGGCUCGGCGCAGCUCGAUGCCCCAGCAGAGUGGCUCCAGGCGCGCAAAUAUGCCGUGCUCGUCGACGCAGGCUCCUCGGGGUCUAGGAUGCAGGUCUACUCGUGGAAGGACCCGAAGCUUGACCGCGCGCUCAAGGAGAGCCGUGGUCAGGACAUCAAGACGCUGCCCAAGGUCGAAAAGGGAACCUGGGAAGGCAGCGGCAUGGACUGGACCGUCAAGGUUGAGCCGGGCAUCUCGUCGUUCGGCGACCACCCCUCCGACCUGGCUGCAUACCUCCGACCGCUCAUGGAGCAUGCGGAAAAGGUGGUGCCCCCGUCCGCCUGGUCGGACACGCCCAUCUACAUUAUGGCCACCGCCGGGAUGCGGCUGCUUCCGGACAGCCAGCGCGAGGCCGUGCUUUCCGAGACCUGCCGCUACGUCCGGGAACACACCUCGUUCCGCAUCGACGGCGGCUGCAGCUCCCACGUCUCGGUCAUCUCGGGCGAGGAAGAGGGCCUGCUGGGCUGGAUCUCGGUCAACUACCUCAUGGACGGCUUCCACAUCCGGCCCAAGCAGAACCUGACUGAGGGCGAGGCCGAUCUCGUGGAGGGCAAGAGCACCUUUGGCUUCCUCGACAUGGGGGGCGCCAGCACCCAGAUCGCCUUUGAGCCCAGCAAGGCGGCGCUGCAGGCCGAGGAGGGCCAGUCGAGCGCUCAGGAGGAGCUCACGCCCGUCAGUCUGCGCAUGCUCGACGGCACCGAGGUGUCGCACCAGGUGUUCGUCACCACCUUCCUCGGCUACGGAACCAACCAGGCGCGCCAGCGCUACGUCAAGCAGCUCAGGGAGACGGGCAAGCCGCUCGCCCUCGACACUGCACCGGCGACCUCGACCUCGACCUCGACCUCGACGUCAGCCUCCUCGUCGGCCGUGGCGGCUGUUGGAGCGCCGAGGCCGUACGCGGACCCCUGCCUGCCCGAAGGCCUGCAACUGACUGCCGCGGGCCACGACCACACGGACGUCUCGCUCGUCGGCACCGGAUCAUUCACCGAGUGCCUCGAGGCGACGCACCCGCUGCUGGACAAGGAGGCGACGUGCACCAACCCGCCUUGCCUCUUCCACGGCGUUCACGUGCCCAAGAUCGACUUCAGCGUCAACCACUUCAUCGGCGUCUCCGAGUAUUGGUUCAGCUCCAACGACGUCUUCAACCAGGGCGGCGUCUACGACUUUGUUUCGUUCCAAAAGGCCGCGGUCGACUUCUGCGGCAAGCCGUGGUCGGAGCUCAAGUCGCACCUCGAUGCCGGCGACCUGUUUGGUCCGCAGGUCGAGCUCAACCGCCUUCAGCUGCAGUGCUUCAAGGCUGCCUGGAUGGUGACGGUGCUGCACGAGGGCAUCGGCCUGCCGCGGAUCGUCGACAGCAAGGGUCAGGGCGAUGGCAAGGAUCACACCGACGAGGCGCAGGACAAGGCGGACCAGAAGAACCUCUUCCAGAGCGUCAACGACGUCGACGGCUUCUCGGUCAGCUGGACGCUGGGCAAGGCCGUCGUCGAGGCGAGCCGGGACAUUCCGCCCGCUCCCAAGCUGCUCCCCUCGCCACUCGACGGCCUUCCGCUACAGAGCGGAGGCAGCGGUGGUGCCGUCGGGCUCGGGGGGUGGAAGCCGUUUGGCGCCAACUGGCCCACGACGGGAGAGGGUUCGGCGUUCCCUCCGGCGCUGCAGGCGGGCCAGCGUGCGUUUGGUCCGGCCGCGGUCCUGGUCGCGGUCGCAGCUUUCCUCGUGCUCGCCCUCACCUGCCUCUGCACGAGGGGACGCAGCCCGAGGGCGACACGUCGGCGUGCGGCCAUCAAGGAGCUUCUGCCGCCGCCGCUGGGAUCCCUCGGUGGCGUCUGCGCUGCCAAGCGGGGCGCGCGCGGCGACUAUGCUCUGGCGAGCAUGGAAGAGGCGUCGGAGGUCAAGGGGCCCGCGUUCGGAUCCAAGUGGUUCUCUCGGGGCAAGCGUGGCGAGAGCCUGCUGUCGAGCCCGGAGCUCGAGUCGGAGCAGUCGUACAGCUCCGAGGGCAGCAGCGAAGAGAGCGUGGGCGGGGGCCGCUCCCGCAAUCACCGGCGGCGCAAGUCCAACACGGGCUUUUUGCGCACCUUGAUGCUGCCGGCGAGGCGUCUCUUCUACGGCGCCGCAGCUCUGCUUCCCGCCUCUGUGUCAUCGAGGGCGAUGCGGGCCUCUGGGCGCUCGAGCGACCGGCUGGCCGCCCACGCGCGGCGUGCGACGGCCUCGAGCGGGAGGAUCCCCGUGCGGCGUGGGGCGACGAGCCCGACGCUGGUCAAGGUGAGCCGACCCGGCUCGCCUGGGCUGGUGGGCAUCACAUCUGGCAGCACGAUUUCGAGGCCGGCGUCGCGCACCAGCAGCCGCGCGCCGACGCCGACCCUGGGGCUGCGGUCGGGUGCGCCGGGCGCCCACGCCCGACCAGUGGGACCAUUUUCGGCGGGGGGCAUGGCGGGCAUGCACGGGUCAUCGUCGAGGCCGGGCUACUUUACGGCAAGCCUGACUCGUGCCAACUCGCAGACGGACCUGGGACAGGCGCACGAGAACCUGCUGGCGCCCAACAGCGCGACGGCGACGACGAGCGCCAUGCUGAGCCGCAGCCCGUCUCGGGUCGGGUCGCCCGCUCCGCACCUGUCGCCCAUGUCCGAGGUGCGGCCGUAG